CGUCUGGUCAUCAAAACCGAGCUAAUAACUUGACAUUUGAUAUUUAUUAACCACGCAGUGAGUGCGCAACCAGGAAAAUUCUUGCUCUUUCAGACAUCGCGAGUUAAACUCGGUUAUAAGGCCCGUUAUAAGGGAUUUAAUCCUGUUGAUGCUCAACUACGAAUCUAAGGAUGAAGAUCUCAGCUAUUUGUGUUCUUUGGGCUUUGUUGGUGUUUUUAAUGCAAGGCAAAGCCCAACAACAGUGCAAAAGAACCAACACCAAGCCAUAUCGAUACUGCAUCGGUGAUAAAGUCUGUUCGAAGGACAAAGACUGCAAGAAAAAUGAGAAAUGUCUUUGUGACGGCGAUUGUGGAAUGAGUUGCAUCAAAAACGAUUUAAAGUGUAGAGCUCUACGAAAGCCAAAGAAUGCAAAAGUCCUGACGACAGGCUUUGGAUUUCAGGACACUGUAACGUACGCUUGUAAGAAUGGUUACACCAUGAGGGGUACUAAGAAAAGAACUUGUCGAGGAAUUGGUACAUGGGAUGGCAAAAAGACUCGAUGUCCAAGACUAUGUAAAGAUCCUGGUGACAUAAAGUUUGGUAACAAGCAAGAGGACAGACGAUAUUACAAAGUCGGAUCGAAGAUCACCUACUGGUGUUUCCCUAAUUAUGAACAGGAAGGGAACAACAAGCUAAUAUGUACUAAAGCGGGGACAUGGAGCUCGCCACCACCAAAAUGCAAUCUUCCAACGUGCUUGAAGCCCACGACCCCUGCAAACGCAAGGACUAGAAAAGGGUUGAAGGAAAGAUACCGAUUUAAUGAAAUUAUUGUUUAUGACUGUGAGUAUGGUCACUUUACCACUGGCUAUAGAGUCAGACGCUGCACGGUUGGCGGGAAAUGGAGUGAAUUAAAACUACGAUGCAUAGCUAAGAGCUGUGGUGAUCCAGGUACCCCUAAGAACGGCCGACGAAAUGGGUACUUGUUUACUUUCAAGAAGAAAGUACACUAUGAAUGUGAUCGCGGGUACAUUCUCAUUGGACCUCAAUUCAGACAGUGCCAAAGUAACCAAAARUGGAGUGAUGACACACCAACAUGCGAACCUGUGGACUGUGGUCGUUUGCCAACUCCUCAACAUGGAGAGAAGAUCGGGGAAACGAAGUCCACUUACUUGGGCGAGGUAUCCUUUAGGUGUAAUAAGAAGGGUUAUCAGCUUAAAGGGUCGAGUAGACGUGUCUGCCAAGAAAAUGGUAAAUGGGAUGGUACUUUGACCAAAUGUGAACCCGUCGAGUGCCCAGACCCUGGGAAACUUGACUAUGGCGGUCGUAAUCCCGAUUUAGACAAAUACGUUUAUGAGAGCAAAAUUGAGUUCAGCUGCAAGACGAACCACACCUUGAAAGGCGAUAAGCAUAUCAUUUGCCAGCACGACAAAACAUGGACAGGAACUAAACCUACCUGCUUACGUCCAUGCUCAGAUCCUGGAAUACCAAGGGGAGGUUAUCGCCUUCAUCAUUCCUUCCUCCACGCUGACAAAGUGUCAUUCGCGUGCAAGAGUGGAUGGAAGAUGGAUGGUGAAAAGAACAUUGAAUGCAAUAAUGGGAAUUGGGAUAACAAGGCACCAACAUGCUUGGAGGGAUGUACUAAACCAAGACAUUCUCCCAACGGUUACGUUAGUCCAGCAAAUGGCUUUUAUUACAAUGGAGAUAGAGUAUCGAUGUACUGUGACUGGAAUUACAAACUUAUUGGAGACACAAGCGCACGUUGUCGCAAUGGAAAAUGGAGUAACAAGCCACCAUCUUGUAAACGUAAAUGUUAUAAUCCUGGAAGUCCUUACAAUGGAUGGAGAAAUGGUUACGAAUUCUUUGAAGGAAAACGAGUUACCUUUGAAUGUAAUCGUGGAUAUGACUUAGUUGGCCUAAAAACACUGGAAUGCUUGGACACGGGAAAGUGGAGUGGAGAUGUACCUACAUGCAAACGGGUGUGUGCCUAUAGUCAGCCUUCUAGUAGCAAGACUACUCCAAUCAUCGCUGAUGGAGUGUCAGUCCGCCAUGGCACCUCAAUCCAAUUUGUGUGUAUCAAUGACUACACCCUUGUUGGACAGCAAACUGCAGUUUGUAACGAUGGCCGAUGGAAUCCCAGUAUUCCAGUGUGCAAAGCACCAUGUCAAGGUCCAGGACCAAUAGCUAAUGGGGUACUAUUUGGAAAUACGUUUACUCACAGAAGCAGUGUAAGAUAUGUCUGUAUUAAAGGCUAYUCACUKGAUAAUCCAGCACCACUGAUAUGUAAUGAUGGACGAUGGAAUCGGCCUGUACCUUCAUGUAAAAAGAAGUGUGAUGAUCCUGGAACUCCCCGAAAUGCUAUUAGAACUACGUAUAGUAACAACUUAAAGCAUGGUUCGCAAGUCUUAUACACAUGCAAUGGAAAUACAGAACUUGUGGGUUCACGAAGAAUAGUUUGCAAUGAUGGAAAAUGGUCCAGUCCUCAUCCAAAGUGUUUGGGUAGGUAAAACGAGAAACACACGAAUAACCCGUCUCAUGCUCACAUGUAUACUGGACCUCCUCGGUUUAGUAAGAAAUGUUGGUCCCAAAAAAUUCUCAUUUCUUUCUGCAUUAUGUUUCUUUCCAAGAGUUGAUAGAGAACAUAUAGAAUUGUCUUAU
Molecule: messenger RNA, 2634 nt
Organism: Exaiptasia diaphana
Lineage: Eukaryota; Metazoa; Cnidaria; Anthozoa; Actiniaria; Aiptasiidae
Product: sushi, von Willebrand factor type A, EGF and pentraxin domain-containing protein 1
Exons: 14
Coding region: 171-2483 (770 amino acids)
Cellular component (GO): extracellular region
Molecular function (GO): peptidase inhibitor activity
Source: RefSeq, a predicted model, not a curated record